CCAGGUCAUCCGUUUGUCCCAUCGUUGGUUCAGGUGGUAUUCUCUAGAUCUCUACAUUAUAAAGCUCAAUGGAUUUUGUGACAGCCCUGGCUAAACUCCAAGAGGCAUCUAGCUGUCCCAUCUGUCUGGAGUACUUGAAAGACCCAGUGACCAUCAACUGUGGGGACAACUUCUGUCGCUCCUGCCUCAGUGUAUCCUGGAAGGAUCUAGAUGAUACCUUUCCCUGUCCUGUUUGCCGUUUUUGCUUUCCAUACAAGAGCUUCAGGAAGAACCCCCAGCUCCGUAAUUUCACUGAAAUUGCUGAACAACUCCAGAUUAGGAGGAGCAAGAGAAAGAGGCAGAAAGAGAAUGCCGUGUGUGAAAAGCACAAUCAGUUUCUGACCCUCUUCUGUGUGAAGGAUCUAGAGAUCUUAUGUAUACAGUGCAGUUUCUCCACUAAACACCGGAAGCACUACAUUUGCCCUAUUAAGAAAGCUGCCCCUUAUCACAGAGAAAUCCUAGAAGGUAGCCUUGAGUCCUUGAAGAAUAAUAUAAAACGAGUUGAAAAAGUGAUAAUUCUCCAAGGCAGCAAGUCAGUGGACCUGAAAAAGAAGGUAGAAUAUAAGAGGGAAGAAAUAAAUUCUGAGUUUGAGCAAAUUAGAUUGUUUUUACAGAAUGAGCAAGAGGCUAUUCUUCGGCAGAUACAAGAUGAAGAGAUGGACAUUUUAGCAAAACUAAAUGAAAACCUUGUAAAAUUUUCAGAUUAUGUUUCUACAUUAAAACAUCUACUGAGGGAGGUAGAGGGCAAGUCUGUGCAGUCAAACCUGGAAUUACUGACACAUGUUAAGAGUAUACACAACAGGUAUCAAAGCCUAAAACGCCCUGAACUCUUUUCAUUUAGAUUAACAAAAUAUGGCUUCAGUCUUCCUCCUCAGUAUUCUGGCUUGGACAGAAUUAUCAAGCCAUUUCAAGUAGAUGUGAUUCUAGAUCUUGACACAGCACAUCCUCAACUUAUUGUCUCUGAGGAUAGAAAAGCUGUGCGAUACGGAAGAACAAAACCAAACAUUUGUUACAACCCAAGGAGAUUUUAUACCUGCCCUGCUGUCCUGGGCUCUCAGAGAUUUUGUUCUGGCCGACAUUACUGGGAGGUAGAAGUGGGAAACAAGCCUAAAUGGAUACUGGGUGUGUGUCAAGACUGUCUUCUUGGGAACUGGCAGGAUCAGCCAUCAGUUCUGGCUGGAUUCUGGGCAAUUGGGCGAUAUAUGAAGAGUGGUUAUGUUGUGUCAGGUCCUAAGACAACCCGGCUUCUGCCAGUAGUAAAUCCCAGUAAGAUUGGUAUUUUUCUGGACUAUGAAUUGGGCGAUCUUUUGUUUUAUAAUAUGAAUGACAGGUCUGUUCUCUAUACUUUUAAUGAUUCUUUCACAGAAGCUGUUUGGCCUUAUUUCUACACUGGAACAGAUUCCAAACCUCUUAAAAUCUGUUCAGUAUCAGAUUCUGAAGGAUAAAGAACUGGUAAAUGAGUCUGUUUCA
Molecule: messenger RNA, 1509 nt
Organism: Cebus imitator (Panamanian white-faced capuchin)
Lineage: Eukaryota; Metazoa; Chordata; Mammalia; Primates; Cebidae
Product: tripartite motif-containing protein 60
Exons: 2
Coding region: 69-1484 (471 amino acids)
Molecular function (GO): protein binding; zinc ion binding
Source: RefSeq, a predicted model, not a curated record